Messenger RNA from Lepidothrix coronata (blue-crowned manakin), 1568 nucleotides. RefSeq names its product zinc finger CCCH-type containing 10 (gene ZC3H10). Lineage: Eukaryota; Metazoa; Chordata; Aves; Passeriformes; Pipridae. The record is from RefSeq and is a predicted model, not a curated record. The coding region runs from base 80 to 1267 and encodes 395 amino acids. Gene Ontology annotation, molecular function: metal ion binding. The transcript is spliced from 2 exons.
GCCGCCGGCACCGGCCGCGCGUUCCUGGCGCCGGAGGCACCGCGGGGAGGCCGCGAGCGCACCCGGAGCUGCCCCGAAGAUGCCGGACCGGGACGGCUACACCAACGGGAGCGGCGGCGGCGGCGGCGGGGACGAGGUGGGUGCCAACGCCGACGACAUCUGCCGGGACUUCCUGCGGAACGUCUGCAAGCGCGGGAAGCGCUGCCGCUUCCGCCACCCCGACAUCAGCGAGGUCACCAACCUGGGCGUGAGGAAGAACGAGUUCAUCUUCUGCCACGACUUCCAGAACAAGGAGUGCGUGCGCCUCAACUGCCGCUUCAUCCACGGCACCAAGGAGGACGAGGACUGCUACAAGAAGACGGGGGAGCUGCCCCCGCGCCUGCGCCAGAAGGUGGCGGCGGGGCUGGGGCUGUCGCCCGCCGACCUGCCCAACAGCAAGGAGGAGGUGCCCAUCUGCAGGGACUUCCUGAAGGGCGACUGCCAGCGCGGGGCCAAGUGCAAGUUCCAGCACCUGCAGCGGGACUACGAGUACGAGGCGCGGGGGCGGGAGCAGGGGCUGGGCCCCGCCGGGCGCCGCUUCGAGCCCUUCGACGGGCUCCUCUACGACCCCGACCGCUACGACGAGCACGAGCCGGUGCUGAAGCGGCGGCGGGUGGAGGGGCUGUACGAGACCUACGAGUACAGCUUCGGCAGCCCCCGGGCCGUGGAGUACCGGCUGCUGGAGGAGGAGAACGUCCUGCUGCGCAAGCGCGUGGAGGACCUCAAGAAGCAGGUGAACAACCUGCUGGCCACCAACGAGGUGCUGCUGGAGCAGAACGCGCAGUUCCGCAACCAGGCCAAGGUGAUGACGCUGAGCUCCACGGCCACGGCCCCCGAGCAGACUCUGGCGCCCACCGUGGGCACCGUCACCAACUAUAACCACAGCAUCGCGCAGACGCACACCACGCUCAGCAGCCAGGCCCUGCAGCCCCGGCCCGUCACCCAGCAGGAUUUGGUGGCCCCCGCCGGCGCCCAGGCCGCCCCCCCCGCCAACGCCGCGCCCCCCAUGAACCCCGAGAUCGCGCCGCUGUCGGCGGCCCUGGCGCAGACCAUCGCCCAGGGCAUGGCCCCCCCCGUGUCCAUGGCGCCCGUGGCCGUGUCGGUGGCGCCCGUGGCCGUGUCCAUGGCGCAGCCCCUCGGGGGCAUCACCAUGAGCCACGCCACCACCCCCAUGGUGACCUACCCCAUCGCCUCGCAGAGCAUGAGGAUAACGGCCAUGCCCCACUGACCCCCGCCCGUGGAACUGAGCCCGGGGGGCAGCGGGAGGACGGACACACGGACCCUCCACAGCCUGUGGACGCUGGUGGCUCCCACGGGGGCUGUGGGUGCGGGACCCCCACCUUGGUCCGGCACCCGUCGUGCGGGGAAACCUCUUUGGGGGCGCGGGGGGGUUGUGGCUGCUCCCCCUGGAGCCUCGGGAACGGACACGGCCCCCUUGCCCGGUGCCCAGACUGAGUCCCACGGCAGGGGCGGCACCGGGGCUGCGCUGGCCCUGUAACAUUUUCGGCUAUUAAAAAAACCCCAAACCA